AUGUCAUCGACCAGAGGCUUGGUUCAAUUCGUAAUUGUCGCGUUCAUUGGAGCCGCUACAGGGACUGCGAUUUUCAAGCCAGCAUUCGAAGAACAACAGAAGCGAAAGUUUGAUCGAGUUGAAGGCACACAAGCAUCCGUAUCUGUACCUGCUGAUGGAUCAAAAACGCCACUGAGCCCUCAGCAAUAUCCAAUCGCAGAUACUGAGUAUCGUGCAUCUAAAUCGACUGUCCAGUCUAAUCCGCCAUCAUUAUGGAACGCGCUUGGUGGCUGGGCUUGGUCUGAUCAAGGGCGCGAGGAAUCACGCAAAGUUCGAGAGCAUAAGGAACAAAUAUUGCCACCGUCACAAGUAUCAAUGGGGGACGCCAAUGGCAAUCGAGACCAGUGA
Pseudovirgaria hyperparasitica is the source of this 387-nucleotide messenger RNA. RefSeq lists its product as uncharacterized. The transcript has 3 exons. NCBI's taxonomy places the organism in Eukaryota, Fungi, Ascomycota, Dothideomycetes, Acrospermales, Acrospermaceae. Bases 1 to 387 code for a protein of 128 amino acids. The record is from RefSeq and is a predicted model, not a curated record.